Leucoraja erinaceus (little skate) is the source of this 1502-nucleotide messenger RNA. RefSeq names its product hydroxyacyl-CoA dehydrogenase (gene hadh). Gene Ontology annotation, biological process: fatty acid beta-oxidation. The record is from RefSeq and is a predicted model, not a curated record. Gene Ontology annotation, molecular function: NAD+ binding; (3S)-3-hydroxyacyl-CoA dehydrogenase (NAD+) activity. Lineage: Eukaryota; Metazoa; Chordata; Chondrichthyes; Rajiformes; Rajidae. Gene Ontology annotation, cellular component: mitochondrion. The transcript is spliced from 8 exons. Bases 73 to 996 code for a protein of 307 amino acids.
UCCCGCCCCCAGCUCGAUGAUCGGCACCGCAGCUGCCGCCGGCCCUGACACCCACGGCUCCCUCUCGCCGCCAUGGCCUUUUUCACUCACCGCUUCCUGCGCUCCAUGUCUUCCACCAACAGCCUGGCCAUCAAACACAUCACAGUGAUCGGUGGCGGGCUGAUGGGCGCUGGCAUUGCCCAGGUAGCUGCUGCAACAGGGCACUCGGUAAUUCUGGUGGAUCAGGCUGAAGAUAUCUUAAAGAAAUCAUUGAAGAAAAUCGGAGACAGCGUUGGGCGUAUAAGCAAGAAGAAGUUUAUAGAUAAGCCUGAGGCAGGUGCAGAAUUUGUUCAGCAGACUCUUCAGAAAAUCAGUACCAGUACAGAUCCAGCUUCUGCGGUCCGAAACACAGACCUGGUCGUGGAAGCUAUUGUGGAAAAUGUUAAUGUUAAGCAAGAACUUUUCAAAAAACUGGAUCAGUGUGCACCAGAGAAAACUAUUUUUGCCAGCAACACUUCAUCACUCUCAAUUGGUGAAAUGGCAAGCGCUACAACAAGACUGGAUCGAUUUGGUGGGCUCCAUUUUUUCAAUCCUGUACCCUUGAUGAAGCUGGUGGAGGUGAUUCAGACUCCAGAGACCAGCCAGCAGACAUUCGAAGCAUUAAUGAAUUUCACCAAAGCAUUGGGGAAAAAACCUGUGGCUUGUAAGGACACUCCAGGAUUUAUUGUGAAUCGGCUUCUGGUACCGUAUAUAAUGGAAGCUAUCCGGCUGUAUGAGAGAGGUCAUGGAUCAAAGGAAGAUAUUGAUGUUGCAAUGAAACUGGGCGCUGGAUAUCCCAUGGGUCCUUUUGAAUUAUUAGAUUACGUUGGACUUGACACCAGCAAGUUUAUUAUUGACGGGUGGCACAAGAUGGAUCCAGACAACCCCCUCUUUGCUCCCAGUGCCCUAUUAAAUAAACUGGUGGAUGAAGGAAAGCUGGGUAAAAAGACCGGUGAGGGUUUCUACAAAUAUUCCUAGAAGACAAGUUGUGUUGUUACAGUUUUUGGACACUGAAUCAUGCAAGCUGCCAACUGUUAGCUCAGAUAGACACAAAAUGCCUGAGUGACUCAGCGGGACAGGUAGCGUCUCUGGAGAGAAGGAAUGGGUGACGUUUCGGGUUGAGACCCUUCAUCAGACGUCACGCAUUACUUCUCUCCAGCAUUUUGUGUCUAUCUUCGAUUUAAACCAGCAUCUGCUGUUCUUUCCUGCACAACUGUUAGCUCAGUGUGUGUAAUUUCUCUGGCAAUUACAUUAUACAAAUUGCUAUGUAAUAUUUUGAAAAUGUGUCUGGUACAAUGACGGUAGUAUAUAUCUGUAAAAGAAAAAAUAUUAAAAUCAUUAUAUUGUUUCUACCUCGAAAUGCCUUUCAAAUUAUUAUACAUCCAAAGAUGUUCAGUAAUGUACUUGGAGUGAUUGUGGGCUUUGAAUUUGUAAGUUCUUUAUAUUUUUAACGUAUCAAUAAAGUGUCACUUGACUCGGAUAAA